AUGGAUCUCAUAAAAUCAACCAAAAAAUGUAACAUAAUUGCAAUACCAUACCCAGGCAGAGGCCACAUCAACCCCUUGAUGAACUUCUGCAAGCAGCUUAUAUCCACUGCCCAACCCAACAACAACAUUCAGAUCACCGUCGUGGUCACCGAAGAGUGGCAAGAACUCCUCAGCCCCGAUCCCGUACCGGAAACCAUGCGAUUCGUCGCAAUCCCGAAUGUUCUUCCUCUGGAGGGAAGCAGAGGGAAAUCUUUCCAGGCUUUCGUUGAAGCCAUAUUGACGAAAAUGGAACCAGCAGUUGACUCUCUCUUGGACCGAUUAGAAAUCCCUGAUCCCAGUAUUAUACUCUCGGAUGCGUACUUGAGAUGGGCUUUGAAGAUCGGAAGACGGAGGAAUAUUCCGGUGGCUCCCUUUUGGACAGUUUCAGCCACCAUGUACUCAAUUUUUCAUCACUUUGACCUCCUCCUCCAGAACGGACAUUUUCAGGCCAUUCCAACAGGAGCAGAGUGGGGGGAGAAGGUGGUGGACUACAUUCCGGGAUUAGCGCCGAUUUGCCUGGCAGACUUUCCACCGCAAAUCCAUGGCGCAGGGCCGGAAAUACUCGCCGUUACGUUAGAUGUCAUUAAAUCAAUCCCGGUUGAAGCAAAGUGUCUUCUGUUUACUUCAUAUUAUGAGCUUGAAUCUUCAGCAAUUGACGCUUUGAAAGCCAAAUUCCCCAUCCCAAUCUACACUAUCGGCCCGGCUAUACCUUAUUGGACCCUGAAAGAGGAUAAUUCUUCCAGCGAUGUUGUUGACUAUUCCGGGUGGCUAAAUUCUCAACCAAAAUCCUCUGUUUUGUACAUUUCAUUUGGAACCUACAUUUCUGUAUCCAGCCUACAGAUUGAUGAAAUAGCUGCCGGAAUAGUUGACAGUGGUGUUAGAUUUUUCUGGGUCAUUAGGGAAGAUGUUUCCCGAUGGGAAAUGGGAAAAGAUAACAGAGGGCUAAUCGUGCCUUGGUGUGACCAAAUCAAAGUGCUCUGCCACCCUUCAAUCGGCGGAUUCUGGUCGCAUUGCGGGUGGAAUUCGACUAAAGAAGGUGCGUUUUCUGGGGUUCCCAUGCUUACUUUUCCAUUGAAGUGGGAUCAGUACCCCAACAGCAAGCAUAUUGUGGAAGAUUGGAAGAUGGGCCAGAGGUUGAAGAAAAGUGAUGGAAGUUUUGUUUCGAGGGAAGAAAUUUCAGGGGUUUUGAGAAAGUUCAUGGAUUUGGACUGGGAUGAAGGUAAAGAGAUGAGAAGAAGAGCCCAAGAGGUGAAGGAGAUUUGUCGGAGAGCAAUUGCAGAAGGUGGAUCUUCUCAACUGCAAAUUGAGGCGUUCUUUACUGAAAUCCAUGGGUUUUCACCUCAAAACCAAUUGGCCAUGAGGGGAGUAGACCAUUUACUUUUAUAUUGA
Molecule: messenger RNA, 1428 nt
Organism: Oldenlandia corymbosa var. corymbosa
Lineage: Eukaryota; Viridiplantae; Streptophyta; Magnoliopsida; Gentianales; Rubiaceae
Source: the annotation of a GenBank genome assembly